AGGGCGAGAGGCAGAUCAUUUAGGGAGGGAGAGAGAGAACGAGAGGAAUUCUCCACCUCCGCUCGAUUCCUCUCCUCAUUCUCCUCUUCGUGAGCGAGCGAGAGGAAUUCUCCACCUCUGUUGGAUUCUCCUCGACUUCCUCUUCGUCAGAGAGAGAGAGAGAGAGAGAGGAUUCUCCACCUCCGUUCGACUCCUCUCCUUAAGGCUCCUCUUCUUCGUCUUCCUUCCGUGUCCACCUACUUUUCUCACCGAGAAGGCAAAUGGCGUUAGCAGCAGCGGCGGCGGGGUAUGUGACUAUGAGGGCGGAGAAGGGUGUUGGGGCUCCGUCGUCGUUGUUCGGGGCGGACUACAUGUUCCGGUGGGAGCAGCAGGGGGAGUACAUGGAGCGGCGGCAGACCUUCCUCCGGAGCUACCACUUCUGCCGCAGGCAGGGCCCCAGAGAGAAGGCGCUCCGCGUCCGCCGCCUCGCCUGGGCCCGCCUCAGCGGCGUCCGCCGCCUGCCGCGCCUCCUCUGGGCCAAGAUCCGCUCCGCCCUCGCCCUCGUCCGCGGCGGGCGCAGGAGGAGGCCAUCCCACCGCAUGGCCUCCGUCUCCUCGUUCCAGCGUCUGCCGCACCGCCGCAGCGCCAGCAACAUCAGCAGCAGCUCCUCCGCGGAGUCGCCCAGGUGGUAGUCGUCAUAGGAGGCAGGGGCGGCCGCCUCUCUCAAGAAAGCUCUCUUUCUUCCGCUGGCAUUAGAAGUCGUGUCAGCAGGAUAACUGGAAGCAUACGCAUGUGCAACGGCUUCCUUAAACAGGCGCAAGAAAGCCACUGCAAGAACGUGAAGAUGCAUGAAUAGAAUAUAACUAAAUGAUCUCUUGGCAUCCAUUCUUCAGGUCAUUACUUUUAGUUGGAUUUACGUACGUGAGUUUGAGAUGUUAUUUCCAUGAGUUGAUGCCCCUCGAAACCAAAGCAUCAUAGUCACUUGUGAGAUUUUCCAAAAUUGAUUCCCACAGUCCAAAAAAAUUACUUCCUAUAAAUAAUUUCGUCCAUUGCUUUACAAAUUA
Messenger RNA from Musa acuminata AAA Group (dessert banana), 1043 nucleotides. RefSeq lists its product as uncharacterized. The transcript has a single exon. NCBI's taxonomy places the organism in Eukaryota, Viridiplantae, Streptophyta, Magnoliopsida, Zingiberales, Musaceae. The record is from RefSeq and is a predicted model, not a curated record. Bases 261 to 671 code for a protein of 136 amino acids.